Molecule: messenger RNA, 2309 nt
Organism: Ceraceosorus bombacis
Lineage: Eukaryota; Fungi; Basidiomycota; Exobasidiomycetes; Ceraceosorales; Ceraceosoraceae
Source: the annotation of a GenBank genome assembly
AUGCCUCGCACGCGCCGCUUGUCAGAUAGCGACGAUCUGAGACACGAUGGGCCGAGUGGCAGCGGCAGUGCUGAGCGGAGGGAAGGGGACGACGAUGGCUCCGGCGAAGUGAAGGAGCCGCAGCGACGCCAGAAUACCAGCUGCGAUGCUUGUAGAUCGAGAAAAGUUGCAUGUAAGAAGCUGAAAGGGGAACAAAAGUGCCAGCAUUGCAAAAGCAAAUGCAUUGAAUGCACCACAGUCUACAUCCAGCUGGCCACCAACGGUUCGAAGAGGCCUACCAAGCGGCUGCGGGGUGCUACGAUUAACACGUCUAGUAGCGCUGGUAGUGGUGGUGGUGGCGGCGGCGGAGAGGGUAUCAAUGGAACCGCGGACGACUUGCCACUUCCUGUGGUGAGAUUCUGCCUGUUGAGGGACAACGAAUACGAUCCAGGAGUUGGCGUACCUAUUACUCGCGCGAACGCGCGAGACGGAAGGUCCGUGUCUCCCUCGCUCGCCGUGCGCAGGCUGAGCCCGACCACUGCAGCAGAAAGCAGGCUGGUCAUAACACAAGCAAGAGAAGAUCUUUGCAACGAUCUCGUCGACACGUACUUCAAGCUGGUCCACAUUCGAUACCCGGUCCUCGACGCUGAAGCGUUUCUGCAGAAGUAUCGGGAAGGCAACCCGCCAGACGUGCUCUUAGCCGUUAUUUUGGCCUGGGGAGCCAAGUAUUCCGAGUCACCUAUCAUCGUCGCGGAUCGCAAGGAAACCGCUGCUCAGUUGACACCAAGGCAACAGCAGCGUCGAGCAGCAGCAGCCCACGCUGAAGGAAAAGACGUUGUGAUGGCACGAAGUCAACCCGUCCGAGACGUGAGCGUCCCACCAGAGCCACACAGCCUGCGUGACUUUCUGACGGCGCCGAGGGACGUCGUCAAUGCAGAAUCCGCGCGCUCCGCCGCUAGCAAAGUGGGCAGGUCUCGCAUAGCAGAAGAUCUGAUCGUCAAGGCUCAGGAGGUGCUGGAUCGCAACAAAGCUCAUCGAAUUGCUACCAUGGACAAUGCUAAAGCUUGCUUGAUCAUCCAAGCUUUGUUCUGGCAACGAGGUAUCGACGACGUCCGCAAGGCUCAAGUCCAAGGCCUAUCAGGGAGCGAAGAGGUGAUACGACCCACAAGGCGCGGACUCUACAAUUGCAACGGUGCCUGGGUCGUCAGCGGGCUCACGCACUUGAUUGAAUUGCGAGUGCAUCUUCAAGAGACGGUAUCGAGGAUAGAAGACAUCAGCGUCAGAUCUCAGGCCACCAUGACAUGGUGGUUGGCGUGCAUGAUGGACGCGCACAUGUCUGCCAUGUUCAGACGCAAGCCACACUUGAGCAUAGAGGAUUACGACGUGGAGCCACCUUUCGCCGCGCAAAAUGCGGAAAACUACGGACCGCAUCCUCUUUCGGCCCAGAUCGAGCAACAGAAAUGGCUUAGCGCCGCGACGGACCAAGUGGAAAUGAUGAGAGAGGUCUACUUCUCCCUCUGGACGCCUCGAGUCGCAAAGGAAGGCGUAUCGGUCCUGCGGUUGAAGGGCUUGAUAGGCCACGCGGAGAGAUGGCGAAGCAGACACUUGGGCGCUGUUGGCGCGCCAUCGCCCUCCUGGCCUGCAUACUGGUCUUUCGCGACAGCGGUCACGGCAGCAGCCUCCGACGUGAAUUACCACAUCGUGUGGAUCUUCAUGUUUCAAGCCAUCGAAGAAUUUGGGAUUUCGGAGUUGCGCAAGGCAGAGCAACAUCAAGAAGAUGGCAACUUCAAACGACCACUUCUGCCGCGGCGGAAGGAGAAUGACACCCCUGAAACCGUCGAAGCCCAGGCGCUCAAAGCCCGCAUCUACGACGAGGCCCUGAAUGCGGCAACGCGCACAGCUGCGGUCACGCAAGUUCUGCAAGAGAAUGGUUACCUGCGUCUUGAAGCAGGAAUUAUGAAAGUCGCCAUGAGCGAAGCUGGAUACUGUCUGGCGCACUUCAAGAGGCCAGAAAUCCUGAGCAUCAUUUCAGGUCUUCGUCAGUACGGCCAAGCAUUUGAGGAGUGCUACGACCAAGCCGACUCCCUUCAACUGCUUGCCGCCACGUACAUGGAGAAUGUUGACAGCGAUCUUUCUCCUUCUUCUUACGAAGAGGCUCAGAAUGGCACGAACGACGACAGCAACCGUGAGGCCGAAUCGAGCCAUAGCUACUCUCCAGCAGGCUUGCCUUCUUGGGGACACGAACGGGGUGUCUCUGAUUCCCACCCCAGCGAAAGGGUGCCUUCCACCAGCGCUCACAAUGGACUGGGUUCGGAACAACAGUACUAUAG